Molecule: messenger RNA, 1202 nt
Organism: Anolis sagrei ordinatus
Lineage: Eukaryota; Metazoa; Chordata; Lepidosauria; Squamata; Anolidae
Gene: THAP7
Product: THAP domain containing 7
Biological process (GO): regulation of DNA-templated transcription
Cellular component (GO): nucleus
Source: RefSeq, a predicted model, not a curated record
CGUGUACCGUCACUUCUCGCGAGAGGAAGCGUGAUUUCCCUUCCUCCCAGUCAGACUGGAAGAGCCGCGCCGGCGGUGCUCCGAGCAAUGGGAGUGGGGAGAUGCCCCGUCACUGCUCUGCGACUGGCUGCUGCACCCGUGACACACCUGAGACACGUAACCGAGGCAUUUCCUUCCAUCGACUACCAAAGGACAAUCCACGGCGAGGGACAUGGUUGGAGAACUGUCGGAGAAAGGACUUGAGCGGCCAAGGUCUCUGGGACCCUGCCUCUAAGUAUGUUUACUUUUGCUCCAAGCACUUUGAGAAGAGUUGCUUCGAAUUGGUAGGCACCAGUGGUUACCAUCGGCUCAAGGAGGGUGCUGUUCCUACUAUAUUUGAGUUUCAUGCCAAACCACGCCAAAAAUCAAAGCUAGGCAGCUCCAGACUUGCAAAACGGCAGCAGAAGCAGAGCUGCAAUCCAUGUCCAGAGGAGUCUGCUCCAAUGUGCACAGAUAUCUCCUGCUUCCCAGCCCAAGAGCUGCCGAGUCCUGGAGCUGCUCCCACUAGCGGUGAGCCUCGAAGCCAGCCCAUCCUUUCUGGGCCAGAGCCGGAGCCCUUGGCGGCUUUGUCAGACAUUCCCCUGGAACAAUCACCGGCCGCUACGGCCCAGGAGGAAGCAUCUCCUUCUCCCGCUCUCCCAGAGCCAGUGGGCGAUCCAUCCCAUCCCGUGUCCCUUUCCCUCUACAUGCUGCGCCUCCCUCCUCCCGCUGGUGCCUACAUCCAGAAUGAGCACAGCUACCAGGUGGGUAGUGCCUUGCUGUGGAAAAGACGGGCCGAAGCUGCGCUCAAUGCUCUGGGGAAAGCACAGCGGCAACUACAAGCCUGUCGGCGUCGGGAGCAGCGACUCCGCCUGCGGAUCUGCGAGCUGCAGCGGGAACGGCAGCCACAUGGUGCUGAUGCGCAGCGGCGGCUUAAGGAACAUCUGCAGGUCUUCGAACUACAGCUACUCAAUGACUUGGAGUGAUUUUAGGAUGGGCCAAACCCAACAUUUCCCCUAAUGGCUCAUCUGCAGCUUUGGCUACAUAGGAUCCCUUCCUGGGUCAAGCGGUGUGCCCGAGCCUGAGGUUGUGUGAACUUGUGGGUCAGUGGGCACUUUCCUCCUUCCAUUUGACCACUCAUGUUUACUCUGUAUUUGUAAAUAAAGAUUGUUUUGUAUGAGUGA